CCAGAAAACUGAAAUAUACGAUUUUUGACAUUUUUAUUUGUUUUUAUUUAAUUAUUUUCUUAAAAAAAAAUCGUUCUUUUUCCCUCGCUCACUUUACCUCCUUCCUUUCUCAUUCUUCGCCCUUUCUUUCUUUGCUUGUUCGAUCAAAUUAGGGCUUCUCGAUCGCCGUCUCCGCCUUACUCGUCAUCUCCGGCGCAAUUCCGGUCCAAUUCAGGCACGAUCUGGUUCACGCCAGGAAGCUUACCCGUCCUUCUUCGUUCCCGCCAAAAUUAUUUAGAACCGCUUAGUCGUCAAUGGAUUCCGCUGCCACUUCUUUCUCUUCGAGUACGCCGUCGCCUGUGGAUUACAUCGUCUUACUGAUUCUCCGUCCAAUUGCCGCCAUCUCCUUCGUGUUCGUGUUCAUAGCUCUCGGUUGGUUGUUAGCUUGGAAGCUGGUGCUGGUGCACGUCCCGCUGGUUCAAGAGAUUUUCGGCCUUCGUAAGAAACCUGCUAAGUUCAAACCGCAGACCCGACGAAUAUCAAGAUACUACAACAGCAUCAACACCCGUAAUUCUUCUGCUCCUGGUUCUGGAUAUCCUCCAGUUCUGGUGCAAUGCUGCCAUUCUUCUUCUAUUGCUAUAAUCAAGCCUAAUUAUUCACGCGUAGCUAUCUCCCAUCUCUGGUCUUCCUUGGAGCCACCAUCUAACCGGAUUCGACUGCUGUGUUCCACUUUUAGUCAGGCCAUGGCUCCUCCGGCGCAGUCCUCGCGUAAUCCUUCUCCAUCACAACCGUCCGGGAAAGGUGAAGUGUCGGAUUUGAGAUCGCAGCUCCGGCAGCUCGCCGGGAGCCGAGCUCCCGGGGUGGACGAUGCGAAGCGGGAGCUCUUCAAGAAAGUGAUCUCGUACAUGACGAUCGGGAUCGACGUCUCGUCCCUCUUCGGCGAGAUGGUGAUGUGCUCCGUGACGCCGGACAUCGUGCUGAAGAAAAUGUGUUACCUCUACGUCGGCAAUUACGCCAAGGUCAACCCUGAUCUCGCUCUUCUGACCAUAAAUUUCCUCCAGCGAGAUUGCAAAGACCAGGACCCGAUGAUCAGAGGGCUUGCCUUGAGGAGCUUGAGCUCGUUGCGGGUGGCGAAUCUGGUGGAGUAUCUGGUAGGGCCUUUGGGUUCGGGUUUGAAAGAUAAUAAUGCUUAUGUGAGGACGGUGGCUGUCAUGGGAGCUCUUAAGCUGUAUCAUAUAUCUGCUUCAACUUGCCUUGAUGCUGAUUUCCCUGCAGUUUUGAAGCAUUUGAUGCUCAAUGACUCUGAGUCCCAGGUUGUUGCGAAUUGUUUAUCGGCAUUGCAAGAGAUUUGGAACUCGGAAUCGAGUACUUCUGAGGAAGCAGCAAGGGAGAAAGAAGGUUUAAUCAGCAAGCCCUUCAUAUAUUACCUUUUGAAUAGACUCAGGGAAUUCAAUGAAUGGGGUCAGUGUCUUGUGCUUGAGUUGGUCGCCAAAUAUGUCCCUUCAGAUACCAAUGAGAAUUUCGACAUCAUGAAUCUUCUUGAAGAUAGACUUCAGCAUGCAAAUGGGGCUGUUGUAUUGGCAACCAUCAAAGUGUUUCUUCAGUUGACUUUGUCGAUGGCCGAUGUUCACCAGGAGGUGUAUGAACGUAUUAAAGCCCCUCUGCUCACCCUUGUUAGUUCCGGGAGUCCAGAGCAAUCUUAUGCUGUAUUAAGCCACCUUCACCUCUUGGUGAUGCGUGCUCCGUACCUAUUCACUUCAGAUUAUAAACACUUCUACUGCCAGUACAAUGAGCCUUCGUAUGUCAAGAAAUUGAAGCUUGAAAUGUUGACUGCAGUUGCAAAUGAAAGCAAUACAUAUGAAAUUGUGACUGAAUUAUGUGAGUAUGCUGCAAAUGUUUAUGUUGCUAUUGCUCGAGAAUCAAUUCGUGCUGUUGGGAAAAUUGCUCUGCAGCAGUAUGAUGUGAAUGCUAUCGUCGAUAGGCUUCUUCAGUUUCUGGAGAUGGAAAAGGACUAUGUAACUGCUGAAGCUCUGGUACUUGUCAAAGAUCUGCUAAGAAAAUACCCUCAGUGGAGCCAUGACUGCAUUGCAGUUGUUGGGAACAUAAGCAGCAAAAAUGUGCAGGAGCCCAAGGCAAAAGCAGCUCUUAUAUGGAUGUUGGGUGAAUAUGCACAAGACAUGGAUGAUGCUCCUUAUAUUUUAGAGAGCUUGGCAGAGAAUUGGGAAGAUGAUGCUCCUGAGGUUCGCUUGCACCUUCUCACAGCAAUAAUGAAGUGCUUUUUCAGACGACCACCUGAGACUCAAAAAGCAUUAGGAAUUGCAUUGGCUGCAGGCUUGUCUGAUUUCCAUCAGGAUGUCCAUGAUAGAGCUUUGUUCUACUAUAGACUACUGCAAUAUGACGUAUCAAGUGCAGAGCGUGUAGUGAAUCCUCCGAAGCAAGCUGUCUCAGUCUUUGCUGAUACACAGAGCAAUGAGAUCAAAGAUCGCAUAUUUGAUGAAUUCAACAGUCUAUCUAUCGUGUACCAAAAGCCAUCGUACAUGUUCACAGAUAAGGACCACCGGGGACCAUUCGAGUUCUCAGACGAGAUUGACAAUCUUACAGUUGGGGUUGAAUCUGAACACGUAGUGGCAGCUACCAGUGUCGAUGCAAAUGAAACCAGUGAUCUGCUUCUGAGUACCUCCGAAAAGGAAGAAACGAGAGCAAUGGUCGCUAAUGGCUCUGAUUACACCGCUCCGUUCUACGAUUCAUCUACUCCAGCUCUACCUUCGCAAGGACAAUCCGAGCUGGCAAUUACAGGCCUUUUAGGAACAGCAGAUCCAGGACCACAGGCUUCAACGGCAAUUGAUGAUCUACUGAUGGGUCUAGACCUAACUGCCCCUCCAGCACCUGCUUCUGCACCGCCACCAUUGAAACUAAAUGCCAGAGCUGCCCUAGAUGCAGGAAGCUUCCAGAGAACAUGGCGGGAGCUACCUGUAGCUAUAUCUCAGGAAUGUGAGUUAGGUUCGCAAGGUGCUGCGGCACUGACAUCACCUCAAGCUCUCCUCCAUCACAUGCAGGGCAACUCGAUCCAGUGCAUUGCGUCGGGGGGUCAGUCACCUAACUUCAAGUUUUUCUUCUUUGCACAGAAAGCCUACGAGCCAUCCGUGUUUCUUGUAGAGUGUAAAAUCAAUACCUCAACAACCAAAGCACAACUGAAUAUCAAGGCUGAGGAUCAGAGCACGUCGCACGAAUUCUUAGCUCUUUUCCAAUCAGCUUUGUCCCGGUUUGGUUUGUCCUGAGAUUUUGUUUUCUUACAUGAAUGAACAGGCAAAGGGAUGGAAUUUUUCUUUGUUUUGAGAUGGUUAGAUAUGUAGUUGUAGAUGAAUGUAUAAUGAGGCCAGCACAGAUACAUCUUUGCUGUUUCUAGGGUUAUAUAGCUACCCUAAUCAAUUUUCUCCUGUAAAAUUCCCAUGUUGUUUUCCUUGCUCUUUUUUUAUACUGUACAUGUAUCAGUAACCAGUCGAUAUGAUUUUAUCGCGAUAUUAUGACGAAAUUUUUAACAGUUC
Molecule: messenger RNA, 3524 nt
Organism: Linum tenue
Lineage: Eukaryota; Viridiplantae; Streptophyta; Magnoliopsida; Malpighiales; Linaceae
Source: the annotation of a GenBank genome assembly